AUUGUGACAGCAUGGCCAUGACUGCAGAUGGCUGCAUUCAAUUCACACGUCACGCGGGCGACGUCCUGCUCAACUUCAACCGGCUCCGCAGCCGAAACCUCCUGACGGACGUCACCAUACAGGUGGGCGGUCAGCUGUUUCAUGCUCAUAAGGCCAUCCUGGUGGCCUGCAGUGGCUUCUUCUAUUCUGUGUUCAUGCAACCUGAGAACGCCAACCUUGGUGCCAUUAGUUUGGACCCCAAAGUGGACCCUAAAGGUUUCUCCCUUCUGCUGGACUUCAUGUACACUUCCUGCCUGAACCUUAAUGAGAGUCUGGCCUUGGCUACCCUGAACUCAGCCGUCUACCUCCAGAUGGAACACGUAGCAGACACCUGCCACAGGUUCAUCAAGUCCAGGCAGCAGUCUCUGAAUGUGCAGCUCGAGGAGCUGCAGAACAACUCGUCAUAUCUGGCUGAAGAAAUCUUCAAAAAGUCUGUAGAGGAAAAAGAGCCAGACCUCAGAAGCAACCACUUCUCCAGAUCUUCUCCUGUGCAGGAGCGUGCAGGUUACAUCCCCAGUGUUUUCAGGGGCAUCAACACCACUGGCUCCUACCAUGUCUAUGGAGACCUUCGUGUCCCUGCUGGGACUCUGGAAGCUUCUCAUAAGAUGGCGUUCCCCUGCUCCAUCAUCCAACCGGCAGCAGCUCACGGCAGCCUUCAGGGCCCGGCUGCUCCCAUGGAGGGAGACAACGUCCACCACCCGCAGACCGGCUGUCUCAGAUUGUCCCCAAGCUGCAGCAAAGGUGUCAUUUGUAGUCCCCAGAGCCCUCUCAGGUCUGACUGCCAGCCAAACUCCCCCACUGAAUCCAGCAGCAGCAUAAACGCAAACAUGAGCCUUCAACCUCCAGACUGCCCCAGGUAUGCCAAGGCUCGCAACUGGAAGAAGUUCAAGUUCAUCGUUAUGAACCAGACCUUGGAUGAGAACGGGAAGGAGGCUCAGAGAGGCGGUGCAGUGGAGGGGCCAGCGUCCCCCUCACUGAGCCCCUCCAGGAGUGAAGCAGUAGGUGGACACAGUGAGUCCCAGGGAGACGACAGCAGCCACAGGGAGGACACGCCUUCACCUCGGAGUGAGCUCAGCUGCAGCAGCAGCUGUGAUCAUCUUCAUCAGAUGGAGACCGCUCAUUUAUCUCCUGCCUCCUACACUUCAGAUGACACCACGAAGACACGCUCAGAUUAUUCCCCCUCCAGCUGUGAAAGUCACUACUUCUGCAAAGGAUGUGACUCAAAGUUCACAGAGGAAGAGUCGCUGAAAGAGCACAUGGUUCAGGUCCACAGUGACAAGCCGUACAAGUGUGACUGCUGCCAGGCCGCCUUCCGCUACAAGGGCAACCUGGCCAGCCACAAAACCGUUCACACCGGUGCAAAGCCGUACCGCUGCAACAUCUGCGGCGCUCAGUUCAACCGCCCAGCCAACCUGAAGACCCACGCCCGGAUCCACUCUGGAGAAAAGCCGUACAAGUGUGAGACAUGUGGCUCCAGAUUUGUCCAGGUGGCCCACCUUCGUGCUCAUGUGCUGAUCCAUACCGGAGAAAAACCGUACCCCUGUGAGAUCUGCGGGACGCACUUCCGCCAUCUUCAAACGCUCAAGAGCCACAUGCGCAUCCACACAGGAGAGAAGCCUUAUCAUUGUGAAAAGUGCGACCUCCACUUCAGACACAAGAGUCAGCUCAGGCUUCAUCUCCGACAGAAGCACGGCGCCGUCACCAACACCAAGGCUCAGUAUCGCAGGUCCCCCAGCAGCACGACUGCAGGACUGGUGGACUCCUGCUGAGCCCGCUGCACUUCACAUCUAUUUGAUUUUGUUUUUACUGAACUCAGAAAAACUUACUCGGUAUACAUCGGCCUUGUAAGUGAUGCUCAUGACUUGAUGUCAGCUCUGUGGAGUUUCAGACUCCAGGCGUUCAAAUGGCAGAAUGUACGUUUUGAUUGUGAACAUGAAUCCUCUCAUUUUGGGAAAUAUUGUGACAGAAUGUCUGCAUUGAGGCAGCCCUCAUGUUGAGAUAAAUGGUUACUCUUUCGUUUCAGUUACUGCAAUAGAUUUAUGUGGUCUUACGCCGUCAUAUGCUGUUUUUAAUGUAAAUAAGAUAAUAUAUAUUUUUCAGAUUGCCGUUUGCCGUCGCAGUAUAAAUAUAUUUACAUUUGGUACGUUUUUGGUGUUCUUUCUCACAUGCAGUAGUCACACGAGAUUUGUGUUUUGCUGUGUUGUAGUUUGCGGUACGCGUUGUAAUAUUCAGAUUUGUACUGGACAGCAGUUUAUUGUACAUAUCGUGUUUUCAGUCGUUUUACCGU
Molecule: messenger RNA, 2326 nt
Organism: Nematolebias whitei (Rio pearlfish)
Lineage: Eukaryota; Metazoa; Chordata; Actinopteri; Cyprinodontiformes; Rivulidae
Gene: bcl6ab
Product: BCL6A transcription repressor b
Exons: 8
Coding region: 12-1808 (598 amino acids)
Biological process (GO): regulation of cytokine production; negative regulation of transcription by RNA polymerase II; regulation of immune system process
Molecular function (GO): protein binding
Source: RefSeq, a predicted model, not a curated record